AUGUUUUUUCUCUCAUUAAAAAUAGGUAUACCAUUAUGUGAUAUAUGGAUAAUAAUGGAUGUAUUAUGUUGUACUGCAUCUAUUUUACAUUUAGUUGCUAUAGCAAUUGAUCGUUAUUUAGCAAUAACCCGUAUUAAUUAUAUAAGAGAACAAAAAAAGAAACCAAUUUAUAUAAUGCUUAUAAUAAUAUGGUUAUUAUCAUUAAUGAUUUCAUUACCAACACGAUUUCAUCUAACAAGAAAUGAUCAUUUUCUAUAUAAUGAAUGUAAUAUUAAUAAAGAUUAUCUAUUUACAAUAUUCUCUACAGUGAUUGCAUUCUAUUUACCAAUGAUCUUUUUAAUUGGUAUCUAUGUGAAAAUUUAUCAAGUUGCUAAGAAACGUAUCAGGAAAAAAUCAUUACGUGGUUUAUCUUCAAUCACAAGAGAAUCAUCGAUUGAUUUACAUAACAAAAAAAAUAUUGAACAUAAUGAUCAUGAUCAAGAUCAAGAUCAUAGAACUAAACAUAAGCAUUUCUUUAAAAGAUCUUCAAUAUGUAUAAAUAAUCAUUUGUUUAAUUGUCCAUUUAAAAUGAUGAUGAUAGAAAUGAAUCCAUUAUCUAUAAGUAAUGAAUAUUUAGAUAUGAUAUCAACUAGUUUAGAGAAAGAAACAUCAUCACCAUAUUUGAGUUCAGAUCCAAUUGAAUAUUGUGAGAAAUAUGACAAUCAACAGAAUAUAAUUAGAUCUUCAAUGAAUGUCUAA
This is a messenger RNA of Schistosoma mattheei, 738 nucleotides long. The record is from the annotation of a GenBank genome assembly. Lineage: Eukaryota; Metazoa; Platyhelminthes; Trematoda; Strigeidida; Schistosomatidae.